This is a messenger RNA of Mugil cephalus (flathead mullet), 2950 nucleotides long. RefSeq names its product serine/threonine kinase 11 (gene stk11). Bases 883 to 2202 code for a protein of 439 amino acids. Gene Ontology annotation, molecular function: ATP binding; protein serine/threonine kinase activity; protein kinase activator activity. Gene Ontology annotation, cellular component: cytoplasm. Lineage: Eukaryota; Metazoa; Chordata; Actinopteri; Mugiliformes; Mugilidae. Gene Ontology annotation, biological process: protein phosphorylation; glucose homeostasis; regulation of cell growth. The transcript has 11 exons. The record is from RefSeq and is a predicted model, not a curated record.
GCGAGUUGGGGGGGAGGUAAACAAGAUGGCGACAACCUGAGUGGCAAGAGUAACGCGAAGAGUCAGAGAAAUCAACAGAAAUUUUGUCGGGUCCGAGUGAAAUACUUGCUUCAUCAAGGACGGACACACAAGGGACAAAUAACACCUGCAACGGGAACGAGGCUGGUUUUGAACUAGGCGCCAGGCAGUAGAAACCAUGGUGUGACAUGGAGGACACCUGAGGACGGUUCGACAACAUUGGACGGUUCAGUCGACCUCCAGGAGCCUGACUGAUACCAGAGAUCGGAGCGAAACUGCUGCACGCUUUGGCUGUAGAUCUGUGCUUGGAUCCAGUCCAGCUGUCCACACUCAUGUGUUUUGAGAAAACGAUGCUAUGCAGCAUGGACCUUUGGCAGAAAUGCAGUGCUGCAUUGCCUUGAAGCAAGACCGUUUGCCUCUACCCAAGGCUGUAUGGUAUUAGAUUGGCAUAGAGGUGAUCCUGCGUGAAGUGGAGGACAAUAUCAUAGUAGAAUCACAGUUUUUUUUCCAAUUUCCGUUAAACGGCACUCGUCAUAGAUGUAAUUCAUAAUGCACAGUAUAAAGCACUAACUCAGCACUGGACCCAACAGGAUCCUCACCUCCUUUUCUCCUCUUGAGUACAAAGAGCCCUAAUGUUUACAGAUUGGGAUUGAUCACCCACCUCCUCCCUCAACUCUCAGGCCUCACAACUCCAUCUAAAAUGUUCAGUAUUUUGAAACUCAUCUUUCAGAAUUAAAUUUCUCUGUGUAGUGCUGGAAAGUUACCAGUGGAUUACCCCACAGCGGUAUCCUAGCUAUUUGCAAACUUUUUUUUUUUUUUUUUUUUGCACAGGAGACUCUAGCUGUGGUUGUUCGACUAUCAGUCAUGAGUAACAGGGAGCUGCAUCAUCUUGACUAUCUCAAUGAAAAUGAACUGGUGAUGGAGAUGGAUACUUUCAUUCACCGCAUUGACUCUACAGAGGUGAUCUACCAGCCACGGAGGAAGAGGGCAAAGCUGAUAGGAAAGUACUUGAUGGGGGAUCUGCUAGGGGAGGGAUCUUAUGGCAAGGUGAAAGAAAUGCUGGACUCAGAAACACUUUGUCGCAGAGCCGUUAAGAUACUGAAGAAGAAGAAGCUAAGGAGGAUUCCCAAUGGAGAAGCCAAUGUGAAAAAGGAGAUUCAGCUGCUAAGAAGACUCCAACACAAGAAUGUGAUUCAGUUGGUGGACGUGCUCUACAAUGAAGAGAAGCAGAAAAUGUAUAUGGUGAUGGAGUAUUGCGUUUGUGGGAUGCAAGAAAUGCUGGACAGCGUCCCAGAGAAAAGGUUUCCAGUAUUUCAAGCUCACGGGUACUUUUGCCAACUCUUAGAUGGCCUUGAAUAUUUGCACAGCCAGGGAAUAGUUCACAAAGACAUUAAACCAGGGAAUCUGCUGCUGACCACAGACGGGGCCCUUAAAAUCUCCGACCUGGGAGUAGCAGAGGCCCUUCACCCAUUUGCAGAGGAUGACACAUGUCGUACCAGUCAGGGCUCUCCUGCCUUUCAGCCUCCAGAGAUUGCCAACGGACUGGACACCUUUUCAGGGUUUAAAGUGGACAUUUGGUCUGCUGGAGUAACACUAUACAACAUUACAACAAGUCUGUAUCCGUUCGAGGGAGACAACAUCUAUAAGCUAUUUGAGAACAUUGGAAAAGGAGACUACACUAUUCCCGAAGAGUGUGGACCUCUCUUGUCGGACCUGCUGCAAGGAAUGCUUGAGUACGACCCUGCGAAGAGGUUUUCCAUACAGAACAUAAGACAACACAACUGGGUGCGGAAGAAACACCCUCCGUCUGAGGCCCCUGUACCCAUCCCUGCCAACGCAGAGAGCAGGGACCCUUGGCGGAGUAUGACGGUGGUGCCGUACCUGGAGGAUCUGCACGGCUACACGGAGGAGGACGAUGACGAGCUGUACGACGGAGAGGAUGACAUCAUAUACACUCAGGACUUCACAGUGCCAGGACAAGUGGCCGAAGAGGAUCAAGAUAUAGGGAACGUAGACCACAGUCCCACUGCAGCCAAGCCAGUUUGUGUAAACGGGACGGACGGAGGGUCCCUGAACAGCAAGGCCAAAGCCGAACGGCGAUCCUCCUCUUCAUCCAACCCCUCACGUAAAGGGGUCUCCACAGCCAGCAAAAUCCGCAAGCUCUCCACCUGCAAACAGCAAUGACCCCUCUCUCCCCGUUCUCCAUCAACGACAGCCCACCUGGUGGGUCUGCCCUCGUCCUUCUGUGUCCGGAGUCCUCACAGUCGUGACCGAAACCUGCUGAAGUUAAUACCCCCGUACCUCCUUGGACCACCGGCCCCGCAGAGUCCCUCGAAGAUGUGGUGUGAGCGACGAGGAGGAGGAAGACAGCAUGAAAUGUUCUUUUUGCUCUGAGACUGAGGCACUGGCUGCGAAGACGGUGUUUAUUUUGGCUCCUUUCAACUUGUGUCAUCCAGUUCUGUCCUCUUGUCAUUGCUUCUCCUCUCUAUCCUGUCAUCCUCUCCUGAGGGCCCAGUGUUGCACCGGACGUUACAGACACCAUCCCCGACCCCCCCCCACCUCCCCAACCCACCCCCUCCACCUUCUGUUUCAUUGACUACCUUUGUUUUUACAGAACCCUAAUGGCAGUUUUUAAGACACAUUGUGAUGUGUAAAAAUUAAAAAGGAAAAAAAAAACAACAAAAAAAGUUAUGAAUAAUUCUGUAUUUAAAUCUACGAUGAGAAUAAUUAUGAUAGUACCUACCACCGACAUACAAACUGCAUGCUGUACAGAGCUGGAAGAAAGGGAAAGUGCUCGGUUUGUGGAGAGACUGAAGCCUUGAGAUCCGCCGCUGACCUGUUGGGGAUUUUUGAUUUUCAUUUAGGAGUUUUUUUUUUCUUUUACCAAUGAAUAUUUUUUAAUUAUUAUUUAUAUAAAAUAUGUCCCAACCAG